Messenger RNA from Anastrepha obliqua, 1174 nucleotides. Its product is annotated as odorant receptor 67d-like. Gene Ontology annotation, biological process: sensory perception of smell; detection of chemical stimulus involved in sensory perception of smell. NCBI's taxonomy places the organism in Eukaryota, Metazoa, Arthropoda, Insecta, Diptera, Tephritidae. The transcript has 4 exons. Gene Ontology annotation, molecular function: olfactory receptor activity; odorant binding. The record is from RefSeq and is a predicted model, not a curated record. Bases 1 to 1167 code for a protein of 388 amino acids. Gene Ontology annotation, cellular component: plasma membrane.
AUGGCUGUAAAAAAUAUUCGACCUUCGCAGUCACUUGCAAAAAUCAUUAAGGCCUUUCGACUCAUUUCCGGAGUGGUCGGCGCUGAUGUGUACGAUGUGAAUUAUAGAGUUAACAUUAUUACCGUUAUAGUGAUAAUCUGCAUUACCAUAUAUUUCAUCUUCACUGCCACCACUGUGGCGAAUGUAUUUUCGGAGAAUUGGAAGUACAUGUUGGAGGCAUCCUGUAUGGUGGGCAGCGUAUUGCAGGGCGUCACCAAACUUAUUUCGGCCAUUGUGUACGCCAAAGAUAUCUCCACGGUAUGCUCAGAAUUAGAAUGGCUCUAUAGUGAAUACGAAACUAAGGGUGAGGCCUAUUGUAAGGCUUUGAACGAAUGUUGCGAGCGCGUAUGGCAAUUUAUCAAAAUGGUUGGAAACAUUUACGCUAUCACUGUUGUAGGAAUAUUAUUUUUGACAGCCGUUCUGGUCAUCGUAACCGACAAGCAAGUUUAUGUAAUGCAAUUCCUUAUACCUGGGGUGGACGUUGAGACGAAGUUUGGUUAUUUGACUACAUUGAUUGUGCACACUGUGCUGAUAGUAGCUGGCGGUUUUGGGCUCUUUGCGGGCGAUCUAUUUUUUUUGUUCUUUCUGGGACAACCGGAAUUGUUUCGCGAUCUUUUGGUAUUGAAAGUAGAGCACCUUAAUAAGGUUUCUACCAAAAACAAUGCAAUAACUGAAAGACUAUUGAUCGAUAUUAUUGAAUGGCAUCAAUACUACACAGAUUACAACAAGCGUUGCAAUCGAAUAUUUUAUUAUAUAAUCACCAUGCAAAUUGUGACAUCGGGCAUUUCAAUCAUUUGCACUAUGUAUAUUAUUUUAAUGGGAGAUUGGCCAGGCGCAUACCUGUACAUUGUGGUCGCAUUCAGUGGACUUUAUGUUUACUGUAUUAUUGGCACAAAAAUCGAGACAUGUAAUCAAGCGUUUUAUGAAGAGCUUUACAAUAUUAACUGGUACAAUUUGGAUGUAAAAAAUCAGAAAAUGAUGGUAUUUAUUUUGAAGAAGUCCCAAAGUCCCAGUGAAAUAAAAAUUGGCGGAUUCUUACCACUCUCCGUACAAACAGCACUUUCGAUAACAAAAUCGAUUUAUGGCAUUUUUACAAUGAUGCUACGCUUUUUGGAUGAGAACCAAUGAAGUUAUG